Trichoderma aggressivum f. europaeum is the source of this 1119-nucleotide messenger RNA. RefSeq lists its product as uncharacterized. Gene Ontology annotation, biological process: endoplasmic reticulum tubular network organization. NCBI's taxonomy places the organism in Eukaryota, Fungi, Ascomycota, Sordariomycetes, Hypocreales, Hypocreaceae. Gene Ontology annotation, cellular component: endoplasmic reticulum tubular network. The transcript is spliced from 3 exons. Bases 1 to 1119 code for a protein of 372 amino acids. The record is from RefSeq and is a predicted model, not a curated record.
AUGGUGUCGUUUUGGCCGUUCAAGAGCGACGACUCCUCGCCAGCGUCCUUCGAAAAGGCGCUCUCGGCCCUCUCGAAAAAGAUUACAACCACCCAGACUCGCCUGGAAUGGACUCGCCUGCGGUCUCGCAAGAUCAAGGUGCUGGGAACCCUCUACACCUCCUUCGCCUACCUUGUCAGCGUCAUUGUCCUUCUCCUGGUUGUGGGAUAUCCCAAUCUAGGGCCCUGGGAAUGGACCGGCAUGGCUGGCGGGCCUGUCUUCAUCUACACAACGCGCGUCGUCAUCACCAGCUACUACAACUUCCGCAUCGAAAGCCUCGAGGCCAAGCUCAAGGCGCUGCAAGAAGAGCGCGGCAAGACGAUUCAAAAGCUCAAGGAUGCGACAAAGUACGACUCCACCAUGGAGCUGAUUGAGAAAUACGGCGGCCCCGACGGCAGACCACGAAGCAGGCAGCAGGAGGGCCCCGAGGAGCCAUCUGAUGCGAAGAAGACGCAGCAGGGGCCUUGGACCAUGCCGGAACGCAUUCACAUCUCCCCUCCCCCGACUGCCAACAUCCCCCGACGAGAAUUCUCGCCCGCCUCGCUUGCUCCCAGCAGCCGACCCGUCACGCCCCUCGCCCAGAGCAUCGCCUCUUUCGACACCACAGCCGAAUUCGCGCCCAAUGCCUUUGGCAAUGCCCUUCCUCCUCCUCGCCCCCAGUCGGCGCAGAGCCAGCUGUACAGCAUCCCGCCGCCACCGCCCCCCUCCGAGCCUCAUUGGUACGAUCGCAUCUUCGACGUCCUUCUGGGCGAGGACGAGACCGCGGCCAAGAACCGCAUCGUGCUCAUCUGCCGCGCAUGCCGCGUGGUGAACGGGCAGGCACCCCCGGGCACCAAGAGCCUGGGCGAGCUGGGCAUGUGGAAGUGCAUGGCUUGCGGGACGCCCAACGGCGAAAUGGAUGAAGGAAAGCGCAUCGUAAGAGAAGUCCUCAAAUCACACGAGAAAGACAAGGACGCGAGCUCGAGCAAAGAGCCAACAACGCCGGAGACUGACGAUGGUGACCUUCAAGCCGGGGAAGACGAGGCCGACGGGCCAGCUGCUGCGGUCAGGGCCAGGAGAUCAGCGAGAAGUAACAAGUAA